CAUUCCGCCUCUCCGAGGGCCUCCUCCGAGCGCCUCCUCCUCCGAGCGCCGCCUCCCGACUCCCGACUCCGAAUUACAAAAGAAAGAUCAAGAACGGCAGCCAUGGCGGAGUCCAGAAGAGAACUACUGGAUCAACCUUCGAGACCGUCGAUCCUUGAGACCCUUCUCUUGGGGAACACGGAUUCUGCGCCCAAAAUCCCACGGAACAAUGCCCAAGUCGAUGGGAACGAGGAAGGAAGGCCUCUCACAACCGCAGUACCUAAGAGUCAAGUUCUUGGAAAAGUGAAAGAUUUUUUAGGAAUUAUGACCAAAGCUAAUGAAAAAUUGGAGCUCGAUACACAAAAGAAUUCUCGUGCAGACUAUGACAUAGAAGUUCUUAAUGGGAAUGAAAAAGAGUACAUAGAGAUGGAUUUGCUUUUGGGUGUUGCUGACCUCCAUACUGCUGAUGCUGUGGCAGCAGCUGAAGCUACAUUAGGUGGCUUUCGACCAACCAUGAACCCUGUUGGUAGCAGCUCCUCUGACACAGAAGAUGAUACUGAUGAUGACAAUGAUAGUGGCAAUGAGGACACAACUUCAUGUAACUUGGACAAGCCUAAGAAAUCAAAUCCAGAAAAUGAUGCGUCAUUGCAUGAUAAUAAGCCAAAUAAGCGACCAAAGAUUGUUGUCCUCCACUGAAAUGGUUGUUUUUUACAGGGAGUGUUCCAUAGCGAUCACCAGAAUGUAAUGAUCGUCACGGAGCAGCAGGUUCAGUCAUUACUUAAUGCUCUGCUCGAUCAUGAGUGUUUUUUUUUUUUUUUUUGGAAGACAACUCAACCAUGAAUUUAAUAUAUGUUUUUUUUAAUUA
Phoenix dactylifera (date palm) is the source of this 844-nucleotide messenger RNA. RefSeq lists its product as uncharacterized. NCBI's taxonomy places the organism in Eukaryota, Viridiplantae, Streptophyta, Magnoliopsida, Arecales, Arecaceae. Gene Ontology annotation, biological process: box C/D snoRNP assembly. The record is from RefSeq and is a predicted model, not a curated record. Gene Ontology annotation, molecular function: box C/D methylation guide snoRNP complex binding.